AAGGAUCACAUUGACAGACUUGUCCUUGUCUAUAUGAUUAGUCUAUACAGCUCACACCAUGCGUAUACUGAGUGUGAAGAUGAGAAGAUACCAUUGAAUGCUGACGUGAAUUCUGCGUCGGUCAAAGCUACGCGACUUCCGUAUCGAUAGAGACAGGUCCGUGCAUCCGAGGACCAAGAUGACUGAUUCCAAACGCCGUCCGAUCAGGAGACUACUGGUAGCAAAUAGGGGCGAAAUUGCAACGAGGAUUCUUGCAACAUCACGAGAGCUUGAUAUUGAAACCUUUGCAGUCUACACAAAGGGAGAUGCAUCUCACACUCGCGGCGCAGACCAUGCCGUGGAGCUAUCUAGCCCAGCUUCUUACAUGAGCAUUGAUGAGAUCCUUGCCGUGGCUAAGAAGCACCAAGUCGAUGCCAUCCAUCCUGGCUAUGGCUUCCUGUCAGAAUCAGAAGAUUUUGCUGCCCGGCUGUGGGAUGAAGGCGGGAUCGUCGUCAUAGGUCCGGGCCCUGAAAUCCUAUCACGUACUGGAGAUAAGCUCAAGGCGAGAGCUCUAGCAGAAGAGUGCAACGUUCCAGUCUGCCCUGGUAUCCUCGAUCCAACUGACAAUGUUCAACAUAUCAAGGAGUUCGCAUCGAAGAACGGGUAUCCAGUCAUGGUAAAGGCUGUGGAUGGUGGUGGUGGACGGGGUAUCCGACUCGUGCGGAAUGAAUCAGAGCUCGAGUCCAAUGUCAAGCGUGCCAUUGAGGAAAGUCCUUCGAAGAAGGUUUUCGUAGAACGUGCCGCAAUUGACGGGUUCCGUCAUAUCGAAGUCCAGAUCAUUGGUGACGGCAGUGGCAAUGUUCAACAUCUCUGGGAAAGGGAAUGUAGUAUCCAGCGUCGUUAUCAAAAGAUCAUCGAACAAGCACCUUCCUCAUUUAAGGACCGUGCAUUGGCGGAGGAGAUCAUACAAAGCGCCAUGAAGAUGGCGAAGCAUGUCAAGUACCUCAGCUUAGGCACUUUCGAGUUCCUAGCUAAUCCAUCGACUGGAGAAUACUUCUUCCUUGAAGUCAACCCGCGUUUGCAGGUCGAGCACACCAUUACGGAGUGUAUCUCGCUCACAGAUCUCGUACGCGUGCAGCUACUUAUCGCUCAAGGCGCGUCCCUUGCAGAUGUGAACCUACCAGAUGUUUCCCAGUCUCCACCUCUCCAUGCCAUUCAGCUUCGCAUCACGGCGGAAAAUAUACAGAGCAAUUGGUCACUCAGUAUCGGAAAGAUCCAGGACUUUCAGUUUCCCAGCGGUAAUGGUAUACGUGUGGACACACACCUGCUCAACAAAUACCAAGCCGUCGUAAGCUCAGACUUCGAUUCAUUAAUAGCCAAGCUCGUGGUCACCGGCUCUACAUGGGAGACCGUGGUGCGUAAAGCAAAGCGAGCGCUGGACGAAACACAGAUCAAUGGCGUACAUACAAAUCUUGACGUAUUACGCGCGAUUGUGGCACGGCCAGAGUUUCUGCGAGGCGAAUGCGAUACGCAGUGGCUCGAGUCGAACUCAGUCGCUCUUCUAGACGAAAGCAAGAAGAUAUCUCAGUCCUCUGUGGCACAUAGCACACAGCUCUCGUCGAGUCACGCCUCAUCAAGUGCAGUAGCCUCAGCUGGCAAUAUGCUGUUUCGUAAAGGUGAUGCCUGGUCACUUACUCUUACACCUCGAGGGCAGAAAGUCGAUAGUGACCAAGCACCGCAUCAUUUAGAGAUCGCACGAGUGCUGCGCAAUGAGUUUCCAAGCUCCCUUGCAGCGGAAGUGGUGUUUACCACCCCAGGCACCAAGUCGUCGCAAGCAAAACAGGUUCAGUACGCAAUGGAGCUCUCGUCGACGACAGCAUCGUCUGCAGCGGCGACAUCAACACAUCGUCGUGGCAAUCCGAGUGAUCCAUCUCACGUAGUGAUUCCGUUUCCCGGGAAGCUCGUCGAGGUGCUCGUGGACGAAGGAGACGAGGUGCACAAAGGAGAUGUGAUUUGCGUGGUUCAACAGAUGAAGAUGGAGCUAGAAGUGCGAUGCAGCCGCUCUGGCAGAAUCACAUGGAUGCUGGAAGCUGAAGAGGGUGAAGAGAUUGGCGAAAAUACGCUGGCAUGCAUUGUAGAGCGACAAGAAGGUGCUCGGCUCUGAGAGUGAGGCAGUAUUAAGAUUUGUACGUGAUGCAACGGGCCGUCUGAAAUGACGGGAGCAGGGAUUGGAAGCCUCUUACAUCGUAG
Messenger RNA from Pseudovirgaria hyperparasitica, 2229 nucleotides. RefSeq lists its product as uncharacterized. NCBI's taxonomy places the organism in Eukaryota, Fungi, Ascomycota, Dothideomycetes, Acrospermales, Acrospermaceae. The record is from RefSeq and is a predicted model, not a curated record. Gene Ontology annotation, molecular function: ATP binding; metal ion binding. Bases 179 to 2143 code for a protein of 654 amino acids. The transcript is spliced from 6 exons.